CUUUCCGCAACACGUCGCGUUUUGUUUUUCAUCACAGGACUCUUUCUCUCUCUCUCUCUCUCUCUCUCUCUCUCCUUCCUCCUCCCCCUUUUCUUUUUCUCGGUACAUGGCGCAGAGGAGCCGCGCGAGCCGGUCGCCUCGUGUCCGUCCAUCACCGGGCGUCGCGGAUUUGGAUGUAACGGCGCGAGAGGGGGAAAAAAAUCGGCGGUAAGACCGGUAGCUUACCGGGCGGGCAGGCAGGCGCGCGCCACCGAACCUGUUAUCUUUUCCAUCCAUCCUUACAUCAAUCCAUCCGUCCACCCACUGUGCAUCUCUCUCUCUCUCUCUCUCUCUCUCUCUCUCUCUCUCUCUACCCCCCGUCCAUGUCGCGCGAUGCCGCACGCGGAUGCCGUUCUCGUUUUCGGAGGACAUUUUCGCAGCGCUAGGAGCCACCUAUGGAAACUGGGGAUCAAAAUUUUAGGAAGAAAAGAAAGAGGAUAUCAGCCGGGUCUUCCUUUGAUUUUAUUUCAUUUGAUUUCCCCUUUUCAUCUGUCUGUUGAUUGAUUGAUUGAUUGAUUGAUUGAUUGAUUGAUUGAUUCUGAUUGGUUGCUUUUCUCCCUCGUGCAUUUGCUCCUCUUUUUUUUCACUGAUUUGUGACACGCAUGUCACCGGCACAUCUGCACACCACUUCCAUAUAGUCUUCUGGUUUCAUUUGAAAAUCAUCCAGCAGUUUAUUCUGCAUCUGCCAUCCCUUUCUUCAUGCUUCUUUUUUUCUGUCUCUCCUUAUUAAAACAGGGUGCUUAGUUAGAGAGCUUACUAAAGGAGCACGGUGUGUGUGUAUAAAUAUAUGUACAUAUAUAUAUAUGUGUGUGUGUUAGACAAUUUUGCUGCUCUUUAGCUCCACACUUGUUGUGAUACAUUGCAUAUAUACAGAUUUUAAAACACAGAGGGCAAAGCGUCUCUCUGUUCCUCCGUCCACCCCCAUUUCACGCCAACAUUUCAUCCUUGCAUUCCUCCGGAGUGCUGUAUUUAACACCUUUAACACAUCAUAGGGAACGGGACGAGCUCACAACCUGCGAAAGGAUUUAACUCACACUUGCGCUUGUCACAUACAGGUUUCAGAUCAUCAUCAUGCCAUUAAAGUCCCUCUUAAGCAAUUAGUACAUGUAUAUCGCGUUAUCUUCUUUAGCUGGUCUUAUAGUGUAAGAAGGAGUGGAGGUAAGAAGCACAGCAGCAGCCGAAGAGGCUUUUCCAAAUUUCUUUACUAGUGAGUAAUCGUACAAACGCAACCAUAAGGUUCCUGGCGCGUCCGUCUUCUUCCCCCUCCUUCCGCUCCAACCUGUCCCGUUUUUUCCAUUCGGUCCGUUCCCCUCCGUUCUCCAAUAUUUAUUUCCUGUACGUGAAGAGGAAAGGGGGUCCCCCCGUCGUGCAAUGCAGCAGCAUGGGCACGUUUGACCGUGGCGUGCAGAUGCUGCUGAGCACGGUGGGCGCGUUUGCUGCGUUCAGCCUCAUGACCAUCGCUGUGGGCACAGACUACUGGCUGUACUCACGAGGCGUCUGCAAGAUCAAAACCACCAACGAGAACGAGACCAGCAAGAAGAACGAGGAGGUCAUGACCCACUCGGGCCUGUGGAGGACGUGCUGCUUGGAGGGAACCUUCAAAGGCCUGUGCAAGCAGAUCGAUCACUUCCCGGAAGACGCCGAUUACAAAGCAGACGCCUCCGAGUACUUCUUACGUGCCGUGAGAGCAUCCAGCAUCUUCCCCAUCCUCAGCGUGAUCCUGCUCUUCAUGGGAGGCCUGUGUAUAGCUGCCAGCGAGUUCUACAAGUCCCGCCACAACAUCAUCCUCAGCGCCGGGAUCCUCUUCGUCUCGGCAGGUCUCAGCAAUAUCAUCGGCAUGAUCGUCUACAUAUCGGCGAACGCUGGCGACCCCACCAAGAGCGACUCAAAGAAGAACAGCUACUCGUAUGGCUGGAGCUUCUACUUCGGCGCCCUGUCCUUCAUCAUGGCCGAGAUGGUGGGAGUUCUGGCCGUGCACAUGUUCAUCGACCGGCACCGCGAGCUGAGGUCGGGCGUGAGAGCCGCCGAUUACCUGCACGGUUCGGCCAUUACCCGAAUCCCCAGCUACCGUUACCGUUACCGGCGCCGCUCACGCUCCAAUUCCCAGUCGCGCUCCUCGUCACGCUCCACAGAGCGUUCGCAGUCACGUGAAGCCUCUCCAGUUGGACUGAAAGGCUUCGGCACUCUGCCCUCCACUGAGAUCUCCAUGUACGCGCUAAAGGGAGGCCACGGAACCCCAACAGCCACCUACAACUCAGACAGGGACUUCCUCCAGGUCCACAACUGCAUCCAGAAGGACCUGAAGGACUCGGCUCACGGAAACUCCGCCAACCGACGCACCACGCCGGUAUGAGGAAUGCCGUCGCCGUGGAAACAAACACCACCAUGACGAUGGGCAGAAACAAAGAUCAGAGCUGUAACGUUUGACCAUAGGGAGACGCAGGUUCUGUUCUUUUCCACAGUCUGCAUGAGUUUGUUUUUCUUUUUGUUUUUUUCCCGCCAUUUUUAUCUUAGAUGAAAACCAGCUCGUGUGUGUGUGUGUGUGUGUGUGUGUGUGUGUAGACACGUUUUUUGGCCCUGAUAUUUUUACUACCAUUCAGAACACGCCCUCGCCGACGAUCUCUGAGAACAGUGACCACACCAUGACUUUGGCGUUGAAACAAUCUCCAUGGCGAUUUAUUUAUUUUUUGAUAUACUCAUACUCAUACUAGCUCGCUAAUCUGCUAACAAAACGAUUAGCUAGCUUAGCUGGAGCGACCCAGCUACUAUCUUAGCUAAAGAAGUUUUGAUAUUUCAGAAGCUGAAUUUCGGAACAUUUCUUUCUUACACUCGGACACCAUUUUGCUUCGUUCGUCCGCCAUUUUUUGACAUUUCCUGAUAAUCCCUCUUUACUUCUAGCGAAUAAAAUAUGGUUAUAAGUUAGCGCUUAAGAUGAAGCCAGAAUUCGGGGGGAAAAAAAUAAAACUAAAAGUCGGUAAGGGCGUGUUAAAGUCUGGUGUCGAAACAAGGCCCGGGAUUAUAGAUAGAUAAACUUUCAUUUUUUUUCCUUCCACGUCUGGUUUGAUCAUUUUUGAUUUAUUUAUUUAUUUAUUUUCAUUUUAUUUUUUACAUUAAAAAAAACUGUGAAACACAGCAGUAGGGAUUUCAGUAAAGGAAAAGCCCAGACUGCAAACAAAGCGAUACAUUAUAAACACGUAUAAUGUAUUAAUUUUCUAACUUGAAUUCAUUUAAAGACUUUUCUGAAGUGCAAAAAAAAAAAAAAAAAAAAAAGUAACACCAAAAAAGAAAAAAGACUGAGAAAGCGGUGAGCGCGUGAACAGGAAGUUAAAGCGGUAAAAAAAACAUUUUAAAAAAUUUAAAAAAUGUAAAAAACGCCAAGAUUUUCCACCACGACGCUGCUGGAACACUUUUGAAAAAUUUAUUCUUUUAAAAACCCAGAACCUUCUCGUCUCUUUCGCCCCGUCCCUGUCUCCACUUCCUUCCUUCCUUUACUUUUCUUUUUUCUUUUUCUUUUUUUUUUCUUCUAAUCCCUCCUCCCGCCUUCAGCCAGACGCUGAAGGAGAAAGGUCAGAGGUCAACCCGACGGACACUCCAGGAUCCACUGCCAAGCCGGAGGACAGGGGGAGAAAAAAAAAGAAAAGAAAAAAAAAGAGAGGAGGAGGAGGAGGAGGAGGAGAGGGCGAUGCGGAAGAAAAAAAAAAGACGAGGAUGACGAACACUCGUGGAAGAAGGAGAAGAAAAAAUAAAGCAAGCGACGAAAUGAUGGACAUGAAACUCCUGAAUAAAUACCGAAGAAGAAAAAUGACAAAUGCAUGCUCUAUAAAUUUACAGGAAAUCUGCUCUUGAGACGUUUUAAAGGAUAACAAUAAUUCUAACGGGGGAAAAAGCAAUGCUAAAAAAAACCUUAGCGUGUAUUUCUUUUCGUUCUUUUUCUCCUUUUUUUUAAUCUUUAUCUUUUAGCUCUGGUAACGAAUCAACCUGCAACGACUUUUAACGGCUUUUUUCAUUUAAUUUAAUUGAUUUAUUUAUCGAUUUGUUUAUUUUUCUGUUGUUGUUGUUGUUGUUGUUGACUCUUUUCUCUGUAACUGUAGAUAUUUGGGUUUCGGAGGUUCCACACAGCCGUAGCUGCGCUGUUGUUGUUUAUUUCUUUUCUCCUCUUCUCUCUCUCUCUCUCUCUCUCUCUUUUUCGGGAUAAUUUCAGUGUGUUGUUUUAAACGAACUCUAAAAAGGUGCCAAAAAGCAGAAACACUGGAAUGAUCCUCAGCUUUUGGAUGCAUCGAGUUCUGAUGAAUAAAAAAAGUCCAACCCCAGAGGGAACAACCA
Messenger RNA from Hemibagrus wyckioides, 4362 nucleotides. Its product is annotated as voltage-dependent calcium channel gamma-2 subunit-like. Bases 1421 to 2392 code for a protein of 323 amino acids. The record is from RefSeq and is a predicted model, not a curated record. Gene Ontology annotation, cellular component: voltage-gated calcium channel complex; postsynaptic density membrane; AMPA glutamate receptor complex. The transcript has 4 exons. Gene Ontology annotation, molecular function: voltage-gated calcium channel activity; channel regulator activity. Gene Ontology annotation, biological process: postsynaptic neurotransmitter receptor diffusion trapping; regulation of AMPA receptor activity; transmission of nerve impulse. Lineage: Eukaryota; Metazoa; Chordata; Actinopteri; Siluriformes; Bagridae.